AUGUCAGCACGCCCCACAGAGAACCGUUCCUCCCUAACAGGCAUGCUCCCUGGCGUCAUGCAGCCGACCUUGAUGAUUCCAAGUGAGGCCUGGCAGAAUUCGAAAGUUCUGAUAAGUGCACAAGUACAGGUGGGCGCCGGAGACGGCGGAUCCACGCAGGCGGCGCCCGCGCCUCCGCUCCCCGGCCGGCCCUCGCGCUCUCCCGACCGCCGGGACCGUCUGCAGCCUCCCGCCGCUGCCGCCGCAAGGUUGGCGGCGCCGCUGCUCGUCUUCCAGCCUGUGGAUGAAAAGCUUUUGGCAACGCUUCUGUCUCAGGUUAAAACGGUGAGUAGGCCUGCCGUUGCAGCGUCAAGCAAGUGGCUGGAGGGUAUUCGAAAAUGGUAUUACAAUGCUGCUGGGUUCAAUAAACUGGGCUUAAUGCGAGGUGAUACAAUAUGUGAGAAUGACGAUGUAAAAGAAGCCAUAAGAAGGCUUCCUGAGAACCUUUAUGAUGACAGGGUGUUUCGCAUUAAGAGAGCACUGGACCUGACCAUGAGGCAGCAGAUCUUGCCUAAAGAUCAGUGGACAAAAUAUGAGGAGGAUAAAUUCUACCUUGAACCACAUCUGAAAGAGGUUAUUCAGGAAAGAAAAGAGAGAGAAGAAUGGGCAAAGAAAUAAUCAUGUAGUCUAAAUCUGGAUACGGCUAUCCUAAAGUAUUUUUAUGAAGCUGGUUAAACCUAAAAUGUACAAUGUAGAACUAUCUGGGCUG
This is a messenger RNA of Lagenorhynchus albirostris (white-beaked dolphin), 748 nucleotides long. RefSeq names its product cytochrome b-c1 complex subunit 7-like. The coding region runs from base 1 to 657 and encodes 218 amino acids. Lineage: Eukaryota; Metazoa; Chordata; Mammalia; Artiodactyla; Delphinidae. The transcript is spliced from 3 exons. The record is from RefSeq and is a predicted model, not a curated record. Gene Ontology annotation, biological process: mitochondrial electron transport, ubiquinol to cytochrome c.